Molecule: messenger RNA, 1710 nt
Organism: Rattus rattus (black rat)
Lineage: Eukaryota; Metazoa; Chordata; Mammalia; Rodentia; Muridae
Gene: Trim69
Product: tripartite motif containing 69
Exons: 7
Coding region: 96-1649 (517 amino acids)
Molecular function (GO): protein binding
Source: RefSeq, a predicted model, not a curated record
GGCUCCUGUCCCGUUUAACCCCGGUCCUGAGGCUUGCGGCUGACACACUGACACAGUGGAAGGCCGGAGCUAGGGCAAGCGGGCCCUGGGUGCUUAUGAACAGCAUCAGCUCCACGGCUGCUGCGACUGAAACAACUUUGGUGACUCUUUAUCAGGUAUCUUCUAGGCCCCCCUCCAACUUUGAUCCAGGCAACUAUGUUGAAGUGAGUGAUCCGAGCACCCACUUACCCUCCAAAGUGGUGAUACAGGAUAUUACCACAGAGCUGCACUGCCCGCUGUGUAACGACUGGUUCCGCGACCCGCUGAUGCUCACCUGUGGCCACAACUUCUGUCAAGCCUGUAUUCAAAACUACUGGAAGAUGCAGGCGAAGGAGACGUUCUGCCCCGAGUGUAAGAUGCUGUGUCAGUACAGCAACUGCACAUUCAACCUGGUGCUGGAGAAGCUGGUGGAGAAGAUUAAGAGGCUACCCCUGCUCAAGGGCCAUCCCCAGUGCCCAGAGCACGGCGAGAACCUGAAACUGUUCAGUAAGCCAGACGGGAAAAUGAUCUGCUUUCAGUGCAAGGAUGCCCGGCUGUCCAUGGGCCAGUCUAAGGAUUUCCUGCAAAUCUCUGAAGCCGUCCGUUUCUUUACGGAGGAGCUUGCUAUCUAUCAGAGCCAACUUCAGACAACCCUGAAAGAGCUUCAGUCUCUCAGAACAAUGCAAAAAGAUGCUAUUGCUGCUUACAAGGACAACAAGAUACAACUGCAACAAAACCUUUCCUUGGAGUUUCUAAAGCUGCAUCAGUUUCUGCACAACAAAGAAAAGGACAUUCUCAAUGACCUCCGGGAUGAGGGGAAAGUCUUGAAUGAGGAGAUGGAUGCGAAUCUGAACCAGAUUCAGGAGCAGUGUCUCCUUGCCAAAGACAUGCUGGCGAACAUUCAGGCACGGAUGGAACAGCAGAACUCCUUCGACUUCCUCACAGACAUCACAAAGCUCCUAGAGAACAUGGAGAAAGGAAUGAAGACACUUGUACCCAGACAGCUUAUCUCCAAAAAGCUGAGCCUAGGUCGCUUCAGAGGUCCUAUCCAGUAUACCAUCUGGAGGGAAAUGCAGUCCAUUCUCUCUCCAGGCCCAUCUCAACUAACUCUGGAUCCUAAAACAGCUCAUCCAAAUCUGGUGCUAUCCAAUAGCCGGACCAGUGUGUGCCACGGUGAUGUUAAACAGGUAAUGCCUGAUGACCCAGAGAGGUUUGAUUCAAGUGUGGCUGUGCUGGGCUCAAAAGGCUUCACCUCUGGGAAAUGGUACUGGGAAAUAGAAGUGGCAAAGAAGACAAAAUGGACGAUUGGAAUCGUCAGAGAGUCUAUCAUUCGGAAGGGGAGCUGCCCUCUGACUCCAGAGCAAGGAUUCUGGCUUCUAAGACUAAGGAACCAAACGGAUCUAAAGGCCCUGGAUCUGCCCUCAUGCAGUCUGAACCUAGGUGAUCUCAGAAGGGUGGGCGUGUACCUGGAUUAUGAGGGAGGGCAGGUGUCCUUCUACAAUGCUACGAACAUGACCCAUCUUUACACCUUCACUAGUGUUUUCCUGGAGAAACUUUUCCCCUACUUGUGCCCCUGCCUUAAUGACGGUGGGGAGAAUAAAGAGCCAUUGCACAUCGUACAUCCACAGUGAUUAAGUUAUACUAUUGUAUAAAUUCAGGGCGUUAUUAAAGUAUUGAAAUAGUUCACCAAUU